GCCGUCGCCCCGUCCGGCCAUGAUGGUGGACGGGCAGACGAGACGACGCACUCCCUCGGCCGAAGGACCACCGAGGGCUCCCGGCGUUGGUGGCGUGGGCUCCUCUUCGUGCUCCGACGGCGGCUCGGCCGACCACGACUUCGCCAAGGAGCCGAGCUCGCUCUCGGUGCCGCCCUCGGCGCAGCAGCCGCCCUCGGCGACACCGGGAGGAGGAGGCGUGGGGCAGCCGCCCUCGCCGGCGCCCACGGACUCCGGCACGCCUCCGCCUUCGAGCGUCCACGCCGCAAGCGCCAGCCGCUCACGCUGGCUCAAGCUGCGCACCACGGUCCAGCUGUCUGGAGCCAUCAGCCACAUCCAGAAGAAGCCUCCGCUCAAGCGAGAGGAUUCGUUCCUCAAAAGAUUCUCGACGCGACACAUCAACGAGCCUCGCACGGGGGGCAGCGACUCGGCGACAUCGCCGGCGGGCGAGUCGCGGCCGCGCUUCUUCUCCAAGCCCAACUGCGAGCGCCUUCUGCUGGGCGUCAUCAACCCGGACGAGAACGCGCUCUUCGUCUGGCUCUGGAUCCUCACCUGGUGCGUGCUGUACAACGCCUGGGCGCUCAUCCUCAGACAGACGUUCACCGAGCUGCAGACCUCUUCCGUGCAUCUCUGGUUCGUGGCUGACAGCUUCGCCGACUUGGUGUACCUGCUGGACAUAGUGGUGCAGUUCCGCACCGGCUACCUGGAGCAGGGGCUCAUGGUGUGCGAGGCCCGCAAGCUGGCGGGCCACUACGUGCGCUCCAAGCCGUUCCUCAUGGACCUGCUCGCGCUCACGCCACUCGACCUGCUCCAGUUCCAGAUCGGCAUCGCGCCGCUUCUACGCUUCCCGCGCUUCAUCAAGGUGUACCGCUGCUACCGCUUCUACUACAUGGUCGAGUCGCGCACCAUCUACCCGAACCUGUGGCGCGUCGUCAACCUCAUACACAUACUGCUGCUGCUGUCCCACUGGUUCGGUUGCUUCUACUACAUGCUGUCCGAGUUCGAGAACUACGACGGCGACUGGACCUACCACAAGCCGGACUCGCCCGAGUGGAAGGCGCUGGGACGAAAGUACCUCGCCUCCCUCUACUGGUCCACGCUCACGCUCACCACUAUCGGGGACCUGGUCACGCCCAGCUCCAACCUGCAAUACAUUUUCACUAUUUUGUGCUAUCUCAUCGGCGUCUUCAUUUUUGCAACAAUUGUAGGUCAAGUAGGCAAUGUAAUUACAAACAGAAAUGCAAGCCGCCUGGAGUUUGAAAGAUUACUGGACGGUGCCAAGCUGUACAUGAGGCACCACAAGGUCCCUCACCAAAUGCAGAGGAGAGUACAGCGAUGGUACGACUACUCCUGGUCGAGAGGAAGGAUGCAGGGCGGAGGUGAUAUCAACUCAGCCCUUGGCUGCCUGCCGGACAAGCUCAAGACCGAGCUGGCGCUCCACGUCAAUCUUAAGACGCUAAAAAAGGUAACGAUCUUCCAAGAGUGCCAGCCCGAGUUCCUGCACGACCUAGUGCUCAAGAUGCGUGCCUACAUCUUCACCCCCGGGGAUCUGAUCUGCCGAAAGGGAGAGGUCGCGCGAGAGAUGUUCAUCAUCGCCGAUGGCAUACUCGAAGUGAUCAGCGAAACUGGAAAAGUGCUCACUCAAAUGAAGGCCGGUGACUUCUUCGGUGAAAUCGGCAUCUUAAAUCUGGACGGAUUUAAUAGGCGAACGGCUGACGUCCGAUCUGUAGGCUACUCGGAACUGUUCAGUCUCUCUAGGGAAGACGUUCUCUCUGCCAUGAAGGACUAUCCCGAAGCUGAGGAGAUCCUGCAGGCGAUGGGUCGGAAGCGGCUCAUGGAGGCGCGCCUGGCGGCGUCUGUGAAGAAAGCGGACGACAUCAUCUCGCGCAGCACCGGUGGAGGCACCGUCACCGGUGCCGUGCCGGGGUCGACGACGGGUGCCGGCGACGGCUCCGCGUCGCCCCAGGGCUCGGUGCACUCGAGGGGCCCGCGCUCCAUGGACGCCAUGCGUAGACUGCGCAAGGACGUCAAGAACAUCAGGCAGCUUCUCAGGAGCCGCACCAACACCACCACCCAGAAACCACCAGACAUACAGCUUGAAAUGGACCCUGUCCUGUCCUCAAUGGAUGAUCACCAAGAGGACAGCGAGGCGGUGACUCCAUCUACACCGGUCACCAAGUCAUUACAUAAGUUGCUAAGGCGGUUCCAAACCCGCCAGGAUUCUCAAGGAGGCCAAGCACUCAAAGGCCUUGUCACCAGCAUGUCAUGCAUCAAGGGCGAAGAAGAGCUGGCCGACCUUGCCAAGAGACCAUCGGCUCUCAAGAGCAUGGGCCCAUCUAUGGGGACAUCUACCAACCAGGAGUCCAGCGGCAGCAGUCCCGUACAACCCAUCGGCGCUGGGCUUCCUCUGCUGACGCGCAUCAAAAUGCUCCGGGAUGCAGAGAAAGCAGCAAAGGCUUCGGCUCCCAGCGACGCCCCUUCCAAGCACGUGUCGAUUUCGCCCGGCACUGGAGGAGGCGGCGGCGUCCGAUCGCGCCGCGAGUCGUACGCACAGCAAGACCGCGCGACCACGCGCCUCGAACCGACAACGCACUCGAGCUUGCUCGAACGGCGAAGGCUGUCGCGGCUGCAAGCAAGCAUGUCCUUCGCCUCACCGGAAGUGACAGCAGCCGGCAGGUCGUCAACGGCAGAGAAGGCGGGAGCGGCGACGUCUCGCAAGAGCGUCGCCGACCUCCUACAGCGGCUCAAGCCUGUUGGCGACUCGACGAGCAACAAACAGCCAACACCGACCGUCACGCUCCAGGUGCAUCCGCCCCCACCCAGCGACCCGGCCGCCGAGGCGGUGGCAAACCAAAACAUCCCGCUCCUCAAGCGAGUCCUCCUGCUGAAAGCCAUGGAGGACAAGAAGGAGAAAGAAUCCAAGCUUCAAACCACUACCACCGCAGCCGCAGCCGCGGCGUUGGCGCCGUCGGCGUCAGCGGACAAACCAAGUGCCUCAAGUAGUAGUGUUGUGUCUACAAAGCUCUCGCCUCCGCGACCGGACACGCUUUCUUUGAGUCCGCAGAGAGAAUCCGCACCACCGGCAACAUCAUCGGCUCAGGCGUCCGUGCGAACCCAGCCGGCACCGGCGAGCGCAGAGUCAGGUUCCGACUACGGACCUCCGCAGAUGUUGUCGCCUAAGUUUGAACUGGAAGACGAGGUAUUUCGCAGCCCCAGCCCGGUGUUAGAACCACGUGGCGGGAGCGCCGUUAAUGGCGGGGGCACCUUGCGGAGCGGCGGCUUCGCGACGGUUUCCUCGGGGCCACCGGUGACAUCCGCCAACUCUGCCAUUCUUUUACCGCAAGGAAGCGUGAUCAGCAUGUCGCAACGGGGCGCUUUGGACACGCUAGAAGAGGCGCAGCACAGCUCGGCCGACUCGGGAAGCCUAGACAUCCAGAGGGAGCCGCAGCACCAGUCGCAACCGCAACAACAGCAGGUGGACGCCAUGGCACGACUAGCACCCGUGGUACCGCCCGGUACGACUACCAACUCUCAGCAGUCCUUCAGGAGCCGACUGUGGAGCCGAAACACGAUGGAAGGACAUGCGGCGAGACGUAGCUUGCUGCAAAGAAUGGAGGCCGUCGAACUCGAAUCGACGGACGCCGGGUCGUACCAGGCGCCGCCGUCCAGGCGACCGCCGUCGCCAAGGACGACGACCCGAGCUCAGGGCAACGGCGGAGAGCAUCUCAGGGGCCGCAUUCGGAAAGUGAUCAUCGAAAGGCCGUCACCGGAGAACGGCCUGGAGCAGUGCCUUGUCUCGGAGCUGCUCACGCAGGAGGACGGUAUCGAGCAGUACGUGGCAGCCGCCAUGAAGCACAUCAAAAUUGCCUUCAAGACAUACCUGCACGAGACCCAAGACGAACUACGUAAUAAGGUAGCCCUUCUAGAAGAUGACCUCAAGCGAAAGGAUGCUGUGAUAUGUGACCUUCAGCGGAAGCUGCUUAUAAAGGAACAAGAACUCAGUCGCUUGGAGCAGGAAGUCAGCUACCUCGAAGAAGUGAGCAGCCUAAGCGACACUAGUUUGACUUGGUCCGAUGAAGAGGACCUCGUAUUGACGAACGAGUCCGUGGAUAGUGCACGAGCCGAUCCCCUCCUCGAGGAGGAGGAGGAGGAAGAGGAAGAGGACGAUGGGGGCGAGCGGGGGCGAGCCCGGCGCCUGGCCGCGCCGACCGCCGCCGCCGAGCACGUCGCCUCCUCGGCACGCGGAGGGGGGCGACCCUUCCUGUACUCGUGGCCCCGAGCCAGCCUUCCCAACGCGCGCUCGCACCACCGACACCGCACGCCCCACAGCUCGUCGUGGCAUGAGCCUUCACUCUCGGCACUGGCCUCUGCCUCCGACUCCGCACUGUGUGGGGUGGCAGCGGCCAGGCUAAAACCCGAGGACCUGUGGAAGCUGGAGUUCCCGGCGAGCCAGGACCAAUCCAAGGCGACCAGCAUCGACUUGAGCCUAAGCACGAGUAGGAUGAGCAGCGGCGGCAGCUGCACCACGCUGCCGGACCUCGCGGCGCCGCAGCCGUUCAGCCCGCCCGUGAGGUCGGGCAGCGCGACCUCGCCGCUGCUCACCUAUCCGCGACCGCCGACGUCGACCAACUCGGACGACUGGGAGGUGCAGAUGCUCGUCGAAGAGUUCGAGAAGAAAGUCCAGGAGGAACAGUGCGGCAGCCGCCGCCACUCGAGCUGCGAGCCGCUGUCCUGGAGCCGAGCGCUCUCUCGCACACUGUCGCACGUCGCCGCCGCCGAGCCGCACCACAAGCGACACGCGACGUCCACGUCAUCGCCCUUCAGCUCCCAGGAGGAAGGGCGAAGGCGGCGCCUGCGACGCAAGCACAGCCUGCGAGACGACCGCCUCCUGCGGUGCCUGGCCGGCCGCCAAGCCACGGCGACGGACGCCAGACCCAAGCUGACCCGGUUCGCCUCGCUGGACGUGCCUCGGUACCACCGCCAGCAGCAGAAGCAACAGCUGCUGCACAACCACUACGGGGACGAGUCCGGUGAGGCCGGGGCAUUUCCCGAGAGCAGCUCCAGCGACCACCUUAGAUCUAGCUCGUCCCGAGGCGCAGCGCUCAAGCGGCGCGCCUUCUGGCAGUCCCGGCAGCGGCACAACACGUUUUUCGCCGGCCAGCCGAGCUCGUCGGGGCUCGCCAACGACAAGCAGAGGCUCCUCGGUGCCUGGCGUAGUCUAGACGAAGAGUGCGAACCGCCCGAGGACGACCACCGCCGACUCCAGGAGACGUCCUUCUCCAACGAGUGCCUCUGGCAGCCGAGCCCCGCGCGUUCUCAGCCCGCCGCGGUGCUCGUGAAGCAGGCGUCCGCGGUGUCGUCGUCCUUCAGCUCGCACAUCGCAGGCUGGCCGUCCACUCCGUGCCUGCCGACCAUCAAGGAGGACACGGGGCCCGGAGGGGCCGGCGGUGCCGGAGGAACCGGCCGCCACGACUUGACCAAAGCGCUCAAGCUCUCUUCGAGUGGCUCUCGGAGCUACAGCGAGAACUGUCUCGCCGACGCCGACGUGGGAGCGGCCACUCAGCUGUCCCUGACGAGACGAAGCUCGUCGAGCGGCGGCGGAGGCACGUCGUCUUCGAACUCCUCGACGGAGACGACGAUACAAGAGCCGGCAUCGAGCCCACAACAGAGGCAGCAGCAGCAGCAGCAAUGCAUUUCUUCUUCUACGAGGACGACUGUGGCAAUGACCGAGACGAUCGCGAGAUCGACGGGAGGACUGACGACCGUCUCGGCGGUGCAGGGCAAGGCCGACAGCGUAGCGAUAUCUAUACCUGACACGGAACCCAUCUGGAGUUUACCCUAGCGCUAUAAGAAAGAGAAACACAGACACACAGACACACAGUCUCACCGUAGCGAGAGUACGUAGAGACCUUCCUCGGUUCGGAAAUUGCUCUUAAAGAACGCUAGAGGAAACCAGCGCUUGAGCGUAUGCAUGGCCUUUGAUUCAGUGUGAUUGGUUGUUCCGAGUCACGAUGUCGUGCACGGUGUCGUGUUUCUGUCCUGGUCGAGGUUUACGCGUCUACGAGCGGGGCGAGCUUUGGUUAAUCGUUGAGGCUGUCGCUUCAUUCAUUAUUUAACGCUUCAUUCGUUUUGUCUUUUUAGAUCGUAAUUAUUUGCGCAACGUUGCAGUGCAAAAAGCUUGCAUUUUUGUAUUUGCUGAACAUGACUUGCGAUUUCUUAUCGUAUUGUCAACUGGUUGUACCGUUAUGCAGAAACGGUAACAUCGUUACGAUACAGCACGGUUAACCCUCGUGUCACAGGUGCAUUUUCAAUGACCAUUGAAACCAACGACCGUCGAUCUCAACGACCAAUUCACUCUACUACUUAAGCGCCUUUAACGACAAUUGACUCCAUUGUCAUUGUCUCGAUCGACGGAUCAUUUGAUAAAGCCUACCGAUAGCAUCCUUAGCGUAAUUGAUAACAUGGAUAACGUAAGGCGUAUUUUGAUGUCUUCUUCAAAAGAAUAGCUGUUUCUUGAACAAAUCUUUAUCAGAGUCAUAUACGGUAUCUACCGCCGCCCUGGUUUCGGCAGAUGAACACUUCUAAGAUAAUUCAAAUUGCUCCGUGGCGGCGAUGGAAUCGGGUGAGCUUGCAGGUUUUAUUUGCAAUUUCAAUCGUAGUUGAAAGUGCGCGCGUGGCACGAGUAUUACUUGAAUAGAUCAGAUAGGCAAUCUUACUAAAACGAAUAUUUACCAGCUCAAGAAACCGCGUUAAUGCAACAUAUACUAUACUCCGCUGCUUAAGGCACGCGGGCUGUUUCGCGCUGUCGUACGUGGAGUCUUCUCAGAUCAUAUAUAUGUUCAGGCUGCGAGACAAGAUGGCAUGCUGCGUAGCGAGUGAAUUCGCGUCUGACUGCCGCGGAGUACCUCGAUAUCGCUCCGCAGUGGGUUCAGUAAGCAGAAUGUGUUUUGUUGAAGCAAUGCUGUUACAGUAUCGUCUCGUUACAAUAUUGUCCGAAUGUCGGGUUCUGGAACAUGUUUGCUGCCCUAGAUCCACGGUGCUGGUGCUUCUUAUUAUAUUAACAUUGUCAACACUUGAAUAGUGUACUUGAAGAUGGUAUCAAGGACAGGGCGCCGUUAUGCAACUAGCAAGGUACUAUCAACUUCUCUCGAGGCCCGCUGGUGCUAUUGGCCGCCGUUGGAAGAGGAGCCACCAUUACAAUUCCUUCCGUUGCAUAUAAUUAGUAUGUCAGAGGCCAUUUCCGAUGAAGACCAAUCUUUUCGAGACACCAAUUCACGCUUACAAAGUGCAUCAUGGUUAUA
Messenger RNA from Dermacentor silvarum, 7319 nucleotides. RefSeq lists its product as uncharacterized. Lineage: Eukaryota; Metazoa; Arthropoda; Arachnida; Ixodida; Ixodidae. Bases 20 to 5860 code for a protein of 1946 amino acids. Gene Ontology annotation, cellular component: membrane. The transcript is spliced from 19 exons. Gene Ontology annotation, biological process: monoatomic ion transport; transmembrane transport. Gene Ontology annotation, molecular function: protein-containing complex binding; monoatomic ion channel activity. The record is from RefSeq and is a predicted model, not a curated record.